UACCACAGUUAUUUGGAGUUUCAAGCUGUGGGCGAGCGAGCUCGAAUAAAGUUUCGUUCUAAACACGCAGUGUCGGAAAAGACGCCGAAUUCAACUUUUAACAGGACUAGAAUUAUUCACCUAAUGUGUUUAAACAACUUCGCUGUGUGCAGUUUGUUCUCAUCACUGUAAGCACCCUGAGACAUGGUCGAGCCAACAAUACACAAGUUCACGUCUUUAGAGGAGGAGCUGGGCUUCUGGAAGGAGCAGUCAAGUAGACACCAGCAGAGGGCAGAUGAAUCUCAGGAGGAGCUGCAAGAGUUUCAGCAGAUGAGUCGAGACUAUGAAGCCGAGCUGGAAGCAGAGUUGAAGCAGUGCGAGGCUCGGAACAAGGAACUGCUGUUAAACAACAACCGACUCCGAGUGGAGCUGGAGAACAUCAAGGAGAAAUUUGAGAAUCAACACGCUGACACUUUUAAGCACAUCUCAACCCUUGAGGAAAAUCUAGCAGAGACUACAGCAGUCCGAGAUCACCUGCAGAAAUACAUCAGGGAGCUGGAACAGUCCAAUGAUGACCUGGAGAGGACCAAAAGGGCUACGAUCAUGUCCCUGGAGGACUUUGAGCAGAGGAUGAACCAUGUCAUUGAGAGGAAUGCUUUUCUUGAAAGUGAACUGGAUGAGAAAGAGAACCUGCUUGAGUCGGUUCAGAGACUCAAAGAUGAAGCCAGAGAUCUUCGGCAGGAGCUGGCAGUACGUCAGAAAGAAAGGCGGCCAUCCAGCAGCCUGGGCAAAGAUUCUGAUCCUUCCAGUGGUAUCACUCCCAUGCCUGGUACCCCCUCUAAACCUCUCAGCUCCUUCACCACACCUCCUGCAUCCAGCAUCCGACGAGGUGACGGUCUAACAGGGACUCCUCUCACAACAUCUGCCAGGAUAUCUGCACUCAACAUAGUUGGGGAACUGCUGAGAAAAGUUGGGAAUCUGGAGUCCAAGCUGGCCUCGUGUCGAGACUUUGUGUAUGACACGUCGGUUAUCAGGCCUACACUGCCCGCCGCCCUUGGGAGCCCAUGUGGUCUAGAAGGAGGGGCUGUAGUACAAGCUAGCAGCAUGAGUCCUCCCCCUCCUCAGUACGACAGUUUAGUGAAGCGGUUGGAAUUUGGACCGGCGCCCCCACGAGGUAUCUCCCAGGGGCCUCAGUCGCCACAGGGAGGAGUCAAGAUGCUGCUCUGAGGAACAUUUGCCUCACGCCCCACCCUGCGUGCACCUCUUGGGAGCGCAGUGGUCACAUGAUGCACAAACACUUCCUUUGCUCCAUACAACACUUGACUGGCGGAAUCCUGCUGCCUCAGACUCACUCUUAUCACAGCGCUUUGCAAAAUGAGGUAUGCUUUUUUUUUUUUUUUUUAAAUCCCUCAUGCAGUCUUGCCAAAGUGUACUGGAGCAGGAGCAAAAGUCCAAAGCAGCAAGCAUGUUAGUCCCUGGAAUGGAAUAGUGACUCAUUUAGGGACUUUUAGGUCAGUGUUUUAAAAAAAAAACUUUUUACAUAACAUGACUCAUUCUGUUGUAUGAAUGGCAGCAAGAUCAACUUAAGUCACUGCUGCCAUCUAGUGGAGGAACUUUUUUUUUGUUCUGCUUCCUCACUGGUAUAGCUCGAUAAACAUUUGUAGGGCUGGUAAGGUAUUUUUGAACUGUGCUGAAAAAAUGCAAGUUUUUACAUAUUUGAUGUGGUUGAUUGUGAAAAAUGGUUGGUUGGUUUUAACCCUCAGCUGCCUUCACUUUGUUCUUUUUCAGCUCUUUUAGUUGACUGUUGAAUUUGGGAUUAUUCCACUCACUUUACUGAUACUGGAUGUCAUAGUUGGGAUUAGAGAUAACAUUGUGGAUCAGGUUAAAAAGACGCACCGUGUGUUUUUCAGCACAUCGGGAAAGUAUUCACAGCGCUUCACUUUCUCCACAUUUUGUUGUUACAGCCUUAUUUUGAAAUGUAAUACAUUUUUGUCCUCAAAAUUCUACACACCCAUAAUGACAAAGUGAAAAAGUUUUGUUAGAGCUUUUUGCAAAUGUAAUUCAAAAAACAAAACAUAUACAGCACAGGCCAAAAGUUUGGACACGCCUUCUCAUUCCAAUGCGUUUUCUUUAUUUUUAUGACUAGUUACAUUGUAGAUUGUCACUGAAGGCAUCAAAACUAUGACACCUGUGAAGUGAAAUGUUAGAGCUUUUUGCAAAUUUAAUUCAAAAAACAAAACAUAUACAGCACAGGCCAAACGUUUGGACACACCUUCUUGUUUCAAUGAGUUUUUAUGACUAUUUACAUUGUAGAUUGUCACUGAAGGCAUCAACACUGACACCUGUGAAGUGAAAACUACCUCUUGAAGCUCAUCGAGAGAACGCCAAGAGUGCGCAAAAAAGUCAUCAGAGCAAAGGGUGGCUAUUUUGAAGAAACUGGAAUAUAAAACAUGUUUUCAGUUAUUUCACCUUUUUUUGUUAAGUACAUAACUCCACAUGUGUUCAUUCAUAGUUUUGAUGCCUUCAUCUACAAUGUAAAUAGUCAUGAAAAUGCAUUGAAUGAGAAGGUGUGUCCAAACUUUUGGCCUGUACUGUAUAUAAGUAUUCACAGCCUUUGAAGCUCAAAAUUGACGUAUUUAUUUUAUGGGCAGUGUACGCAAUGCGGUAUGUACAAGUAAUCAAUUGGUGCACCAAAUUAAGCUAAUUUCCACCUGUCUUUACAACAGGGUUCUGUUCUUUUUUGUUGUUGUUGCCUUCUUUGUUACUUAAACGUUGUGGAGUUUUGAGGACAAAAAUGUAUGUAUUCCAUUUUGGAAUAAGGCUGUAACAAAAAUAAAACGCUGUAUAUAUUUUCCAGAUGCGCUGUAUUUUUGUUGUUGUAACAUUGCUGUUUUUCACCUUUUUUAAGAGGUUGUUAUGGCUGGGCAGUAAAAAUCCACAGCAAAUACCAUCCAUGCUGCUGUGUCCUCUUGGCUGUGUUUCUCCCCGACUGACCGCCAUUCAAGCAUUAAAAGGAGAUAAGCACUUUG
Messenger RNA from Nerophis lumbriciformis (worm pipefish), 3008 nucleotides. It is a transcript of the gene nde1, whose product is annotated as nudE neurodevelopment protein 1. Gene Ontology annotation, biological process: cell migration; microtubule nucleation; vesicle transport along microtubule. Lineage: Eukaryota; Metazoa; Chordata; Actinopteri; Syngnathiformes; Syngnathidae. Gene Ontology annotation, cellular component: kinesin complex; centrosome; kinetochore. The record is from RefSeq and is a predicted model, not a curated record. Gene Ontology annotation, molecular function: microtubule binding.